AUGGACCAACGAGUAAAGGAGCUGUAUUUAAACAAAGACCAUCAUUUCGAUUUGAUUUCGAGCUAUUCUAUGAACUUGGUAGUCGGUUGAUUCGCUAGAAAGGUUAAUGCUCCGGUCGUUGUUCUUGCCCCCAGUCCACCCAGCCAGGUGCUAAACCCUCUGAUUGGCAAUCCCCACGAUAAAGUAGAUGUAGAUAGUUCUCCAUCUCCACAUUCGGACAGCCUCUUGUACGGAAUAUUUGUGUGCCAAAUCGACCGAAAUCGCAAAUGGUACAAGGGGAUUUUCGGGGAUGACCAUGCCGGAAUACACUUCUGUACCGCCGCAAACGAGAGACCCAUUCGACCUAGAGUGCCAGCUGCCAUUGAGAUUGGAGGCAUUCAGAUCAAGGAAAAGUUGAAUAACCUCCCUAAGAACCUGGAGAAGUUCCUUAGCAAUGCUACCCAGGGGUCCAUUCUACUGAGGAUGGGUUCCAAUGUUCAGGGAAUCCACAUCGAGCCGGAUGUAGGGAACAAGAUACGGAGCGUUCUCCCGAAUCCCAAGCAGCCACAGAGUUAUCUUCGCUCUAUCAAAAUCGCCCAGCGAGUGUCCGGGAUUCUUUGA
Molecule: messenger RNA, 600 nt
Organism: Drosophila erecta
Lineage: Eukaryota; Metazoa; Arthropoda; Insecta; Diptera; Drosophilidae
Gene: Ugt37A1
Source: RefSeq, a predicted model, not a curated record